AUGCCAUCACUUCGUGUGGGGAGUCGCCUAAGGACUUACAAGCCAGGGCUCGAUCGAGUUGAAGCUUGGCCGGUCGAGUUGAGGAACUCGACCGGUUGGUCGAGUGGACGGUCGAGCUGGUCUUCAAGAUGGCUUCUCCCUUCUUCCUUUGCGUGUCCAGUUGAGCUGCUUCCAUGUGCCAAGUCCCUCCAUGCUCCUCAUUACAUCAGAAGGCCAUUCCUAGCUACUGCAGGAGCUAUAAUAGAUGUCAAGAAUGGAAAGAUUGACUUGCAUCUUGGAGAUAUAGUGAUGAAUUUCGAGGUAAACAAGUCCAUGGAGAAACCAACUGUAGAUGGUCAAGCUUUUUGGAUUGGAGAGCUCGCAGAGACAAGAGAAGAAGUGCUGGAUGAACUCCUUCUUAUUGAUCCCUUGGAGCUAGCUUUGACAAAGGCUGAAAUGAGUAUGGAUACAUGGAAAGAGAAGCUCAAUGCUUAG
This is a messenger RNA of Microthlaspi erraticum, 474 nucleotides long. NCBI's taxonomy places the organism in Eukaryota, Viridiplantae, Streptophyta, Magnoliopsida, Brassicales, Brassicaceae. The record is from the annotation of a GenBank genome assembly.